Paraglomus brasilianum is the source of this 790-nucleotide messenger RNA. The record is from the annotation of a GenBank genome assembly. Lineage: Eukaryota; Fungi; Glomeromycota; Glomeromycetes; Paraglomerales; Paraglomeraceae.
AUGGGUAAAAAAGAACUUUCAGCGUGGAUACGUUCCGGCGUCGUAGAAAAAAAUCUUAAAGAAACUUUUGACUCCACUUUGGACGCGCUAUGUGAUGCCUGUCCGUUGAGAAAGUCCCGCGAGUCUAUAUAUAAAUCACUUCACGACCUUUUAUAUAGCGAUAAGACCUUUCGUCAAAGUUCUCUAGCACACAUCACGAUGUUCGGCUGGCUUGAAGAUAAAAAAUUAUCGUCAUCCUCUUCUUCCUCGUCUCAAAAACAGUCAAAGCCUUUUGCGGUUUUUAAAAAAACGCGGUUUCAUUCAUCUGCUGUUGGUCAACAUGCAACCGUCACCAAUAAUCGCAAAGAUAAUACAACCGCUCGCGAUUCUCCUCCAUCAAUUGAGCAAUCAUUUUCUUUUACCAAAAAGGAACAAGGAACGAUUAUAGAGCCUUUCAUUAAUCUUGCUGAGAGAGCAGUUUAUGAUUUCCUUGUCAACAACGAAGAUAUUAUUCCUUUAGAAGUCGUUGAAUCAUUCGCGGAUAAACAACGGCCUCCCAUUAGCAAAGACUUCUGCAACGCUGAUCUAUUAUGCAUGUUAAAUUUUAUCCUGGAAAACAUUACUAUUUUCUCAAAAAAAUCCGCGUUCCAUGGCCAAUAUAAGGCCAACCCUGCCGAGUUACUAAUUGACUUUAAAAAGAAUGUGAGAAAUAAAUUGGCUCAUGGAAUUGUGGUUAGCGGAAAAGGUCGUUGGAGCGACCAUGCACUCCAGCACGUCUCUAUAUUAGCUUGCGAAGUUAUAAUUUGCCUUG